UUCCAUAGCCGUGAUUGCUUUUCUUGUGUUCUUUUUCUCUGUUUCUUCUCAUGAUCCAAUUCCAACCCUGUUGACAAAUUUCUCAUUGAAUAAAGGAAUCUCUCUGGUUUUCUUUGGAUUCUUCUUCAAGUGUUUUCUUCUGGGUUUAAAGGUUGCAGUUUUCAUCAAGGAAAAAAGAAGAAACAGCAGGAGGUUGAAUGAAAUGGAAGGAUCGCAGGGAAGUAGUAAUGGGCCGCCGCCGUUUCUGAUAAAAACGUACGAGAUGGUGGAUGAUCAGGUGACCAACUCCUUGGUGUCUUGGAGUGGAAGUGGUUACAGUUUCAUUGUCUGGAACCCGCCGGAUUUUGCAAGAGAUUUGCUUCCGACAUAUUUCAAGCACAACAACUUCUCCAGUUUUGUCCGACAGCUCAACACUUAUGGAUUCAGAAAGAUAGAUCCUGAUCAAUGGGAGUUUGCAAACGAGGAAUUCAUAAGAGGGAAGAAACAUCUUCUCAAGAACAUUUAUCGACGCAAGCCGAUUCACAGCCAUUCCACGAAUCGCCAUGGGAACUCUGGUGUGCCAUUACCUGAGAAAGAGAAGAAGGAAUUUGAAGAAGCGAUCAAGAGGUUGAAUGACGAUAAGAGCCGACUUCAGUUGCAGUUGGAGGGUCAUCAAAGAGAGAAUCAGGAAUUUCGGGUUCAGGUACGGCUGUUAUCGGAUCGGUUUCGGAACAUGGAAGACCGACAACGACGGUUGAUGGCCUCAUUUUCUCAUGUUAUAGACAAUCCCAAUUUUAUGUCACAAUCUCAUAGCAAAAAGAGGAAGUUGAUGAAUGUGCAUGACUUGAAUGAUGGUUUCAACAGAGAAGGACAUCAUCACAGUUUGGCUUCUCAGAAGGCAGACUCGGGAAUGAACUUGAAACAGAUUGAAGAGCUGGAAUUAUCUAUAAGUUUUUUGGAAACAUUGUUCCUUGGAAUCGGAACGUCGUCACCACGGCCUUCUCCUAUUGUUAUUACCGAAAUACCGAGCUCUUCGGGAGACUACGACAUGGAUGGUGAACUAUGCUCGCCUUCAUCACACCCUUGCUCCCCUUAUUCAACAGACAUUAACUCAUCCCCUGAGCUGGCUGCCUCUGCUUAUUAUCCUCUUCCACCAUCUUCUGCUUUUGGUCCAAAGUCGGAGCAUGCUAGUCGACCAGAGACCGAUGGUGCCUUGAAGAACAAGGUAGAAGCGGUGACGGUGGAUUAUUCGGUGCCAGGUGCCGUAAACGAUGUUUUCUGGGAACGGUUUCUGACCGAAGUACCGGAUACAUCAUCAUUUGCACAAGAGAUCCAGUCAGUUUAGGUUAGCUCAUAGAUCAUAUGGCAUAUGGAGUUUUCAUUAUAAAAUAUGGUUUGGUUGUGGAGGACAAUAUUUUUUUUGGUGUAAGUUGUUUUUGUUA
Messenger RNA from Hibiscus syriacus, 1421 nucleotides. RefSeq names its product heat stress transcription factor A-4c-like. NCBI's taxonomy places the organism in Eukaryota, Viridiplantae, Streptophyta, Magnoliopsida, Malvales, Malvaceae. Bases 203 to 1324 code for a protein of 373 amino acids. Gene Ontology annotation, cellular component: nucleus. The record is from RefSeq and is a predicted model, not a curated record. Gene Ontology annotation, molecular function: RNA polymerase II cis-regulatory region sequence-specific DNA binding; DNA-binding transcription factor activity. The transcript is spliced from 2 exons. Gene Ontology annotation, biological process: regulation of transcription by RNA polymerase II.